UCCCUUCACUCGCUGCUCUGCUCCAAAACAGCUCCAUCCCCACUGCUGAAGGCUCUGCCCCACCAUGUGCUCCCGCGGGUCCUGCCACAGCCACGAGACCUCGUGCCAUGAGUCCCACUCCUCCUGCCAGCCGGGGCCCUCCUGCCACUACACCAUCCAGAGGCAGCCCGUGCAGAAGUUCAGCUACGUGACGCCCUGCUGCCCCCCCGUGCAGCGUUAUUGCCCCCCGGUGCAGCCCUGCUGCCCCCCGGUGCAGCGUUAUUGCCCCCCGGUCUGUCCCCAGGUCACCAAGAACAUCUGCAAGCUGCCACCGUCGUACCCCAAGUACUGAGGGCAGGAUCCGGCUCCGGGAUGCACCGGAUCGCUCCUGCCUUGGGUGCUCUCCCUGCCUAAAGCUUCAAUCGAUGGCUCUUUAUUCGCAUUUUUGAUUUGAUCCUUGAAUUCUUCAUCUGCUAUUAGAAUUUGGUUCCUGGUUUUGCUCCUAUUCGGUUUAAUUUGCUCCGCAGGCAAGACCCAGCUCAGGUUGCUUUCCAUAAGGCUGGGAGUGAUUCCUGCUGCUUUUCACCCAUGUGA
Molecule: messenger RNA, 573 nt
Organism: Cyanistes caeruleus (blue tit)
Lineage: Eukaryota; Metazoa; Chordata; Aves; Passeriformes; Paridae
Source: RefSeq, a predicted model, not a curated record